This is a messenger RNA of Panicum virgatum (switchgrass), 1299 nucleotides long. RefSeq names its product zinc finger MYM-type protein 1-like. NCBI's taxonomy places the organism in Eukaryota, Viridiplantae, Streptophyta, Magnoliopsida, Poales, Poaceae. The record is from RefSeq and is a predicted model, not a curated record. Gene Ontology annotation, molecular function: protein dimerization activity. The transcript has 2 exons. Bases 1 to 1299 code for a protein of 432 amino acids.
AUGGCUGUGGUCUUGAGAUAUGUAGAUAAAUGUGGAAUUGUGAAAGAAAGAUUUGUUGGACUUGUUCAUGUAAGUGAAACAACUUCAGCCCAUCUCAAGUCUUCCAUUGAUGCACUAUUUGCUGAGCUUAACUUAAGUUUGAAGCAAGUUAGAGGCCAAGGAUAUGAUGGUGCUAGCAAUAUGAGAGCUAAGAGAAGGGAAAUGAUUAGAGAUAUUAACCUUAAAGAAAUGAGUAAGGCACUUGGGUGUGGGCAACUUCAAACUGGUAUAGGGUUAAAUCAAGAGCAAAGUGUUCAAAGACCUGGAGAUACUCGUUGGAGUUCUCAUUAUAAAUCUCUGAAGAGUAUAGUUGACAUGUUUUCUACAAUAAUGAAGGUACUAGAAAUUAUGGAAAAGGAUAAGGACUGGAAAAUUAUAGACCAAGCAUCAAAUCUUCGGGAGUCUUUCCAGUCUUUUGACUCCAUUUUCUAUUUGCAUCUCAUGUUGACUAUAUUAGGAAUCACAAAUACCUUGUGCUUAGCACUGCAGCGCAAGAAUCAAGAUAUAGUGAAUGCUAUUAACUGUGUGAGAGCCACUAGAUGCCAAUUAGAUGAGCUUAGAAGAGAAAAGUGGGAAAAACUAAUAGAUGAUGUGUAUGAAUUUUGUGAGAAGAAUGAUAUUGCCAAAUUGAAAAUGGAAGAUGAAUAUAUUGAUCCACAGAAGAGGAGGCACAAAUCUGGAAUCACAAACAAGCAUUACUAUCAAGUAGAUUGUUUCAAUGAUAUUAUUGAUUGGGUACUCCAAGAGCUUGACAGCUGCUUCAACGAGACAAGCUCUCAAUUGCUUGUAUGCUCGGCCUCUUUUAGUCCAAGAGACUUGUUUUGUGAUUUUAAUGUGGACAAGUUGUUGAGCCUAGCAAAGCUUUAUCCACAUGAUUUUGAUUCUGGAAAUCUGAGGGACCUUAGCAAUGAACUUGGCCUCUACAUAUUUGAUGUGAGAAAUGAUGAUAGAUUCUCCAACAUACAAACUAUUGCCGAGCUUUCUCAGAAAAUGGUGGAGACUAGAAAACAUGAUCGUUACCCACUAGUUUAUCGACUUCUGAAGCUUGUACUAGUACUGCCAGUUGCUACUGCUAUAGUUGAGAGGAUUUUCUCUGGCAUGAAGAUUGUGAAAACAAAUUUGCGCAACCGCAUCGGUGAUCAAUUUAUGAGCGAUUGUCUUAUUUGCUAUGUGGAGAAAGAAGAAAUGAUGAAAGUCACGAAUGAGUCCGUGAUUCGUCGCUUCAUGAAAAUGCAAGAAUGCAGAUUUGAUGAUAAUUAA